GUUGACGAUGGAACCGAGUAUACAUUAGCUGAAGAUCCAGAGGAAUGGUAUGCAUGGAAGCGAGCUCAAGAUGAACGUCGGGCACAAUGGGGGACCCAGCCCGCCAAAGGGCAGAAUAGUCAUCCUGCCGGUGAAAAGCAAGCAGCCAAGCCUUCUGCUCCUGAAAAUAAUAAACCCAAGAAUUUCAGAUCGUAUGCUAUACAUAAACUGGGCAUGGCUAAGAAACGAAGCGCUAGACAGGAGCUAUGCUGGGACGAGCAUGACAACCCAGUUGAAGUCCAACUUCGCACUAGACCCCUCCCUCCCCAGUCACACACUCAUGCUCAGCCACCCGCAUCUCCAAAACCAGCAUCCAAGUCCACCAAGAACUCUUCACAAAAUGAUUCGGAGCAAUUGUUUCGCUUGGCGAGUCGGAACUCCAGUUCAUCUCGAAUUUCUCGGUCUCCAUCAACCUCCAAGUAUCCGCCUCAAACCAUGGCUUUAAUGACACCCGUAUCUUCAUCCAUGAGUAGAUCUCAAUCCCUUAAUAGACGGACAGGCUCCCGUACACCAGUUAGAGGCUCAGCCAAAGGGUCGCAGAACGAAUUCUCCCAGAGAGGAGUAGAGAGAUCCUCUCAGUCGACUCAAGCACCUCUUCAACCACGCAUAGAACGAGCUCCAGCCAGAAACUCCCUGGAACACUCACAAGUGGAAUCGAAUUUCCAAUCGCCUACUACCACCGACUAUCUCUACGGUUCGCAGAAAAGUAAUCAACCGGUCUCUUCUGUAAAGCAACCGGAUUCAUAUAUUGAGGAAUUGGAGGAGGAAAGCAGACGUAUUGAUAUGCAACGUCGCACCAGGCAUCACUCUACUAUUCACACAUCCAGGCAUAACGCUUGGCACCUGCAUUCGAACGAUGACGAAGACACUCAUUGUCAAUCUCAGCAAGCUAGAGAUAUCUCAAAUAUCGUCGGCGAAGAUUUAGGAGAAUUCUUUCGCAACGAAAACUACGAAGCUUUACGACAAAGAUAUACGGACCCUUCCGAUGUUGCAUAUUGA
This is a messenger RNA of Acaulospora colombiana, 1038 nucleotides long. Lineage: Eukaryota; Fungi; Glomeromycota; Glomeromycetes; Diversisporales; Acaulosporaceae. The record is from the annotation of a GenBank genome assembly.